This is a messenger RNA of Dendronephthya gigantea, 1458 nucleotides long. RefSeq names its product dnaJ homolog subfamily C member 7-like. The coding region runs from base 13 to 864 and encodes 283 amino acids. The record is from RefSeq and is a predicted model, not a curated record. NCBI's taxonomy places the organism in Eukaryota, Metazoa, Cnidaria, Anthozoa, Malacalcyonacea, Nephtheidae. The transcript has 10 exons. Gene Ontology annotation, molecular function: protein binding.
UUUUUUUCAUAGAUGUCAGAUGACCACAACACAAAUACUCCAGGCUAUCAUGUUGGUCAACAACUUGCAGAAAGCUCUGUGCCAUUGUUGAAGGAAAGAAGUUCUGAUGAAUGGUGUAUUCUGGGAAUGUCCUUGUAUUAUGAGGGACGUGUCCAAGCAGCCUUUAUAGCCAUCAUUGUAAAUGCUCUGCGAUAUAAUCCCAAUCACGAGACCAGUAGAGCUUUUGCACCGAGGCUUGUGACUCUGAAAUGGUUCCUGGAUGAUGCGCGCAGAGCUUUUGAGAAUGGGAUACCACUACUAGCGCAUCGUUUGUAUUCUCAAGCGUUGGAUGUUGACCCUAUGAACAAGGCCGUUUGUGCAAAUCUGUACUACAAAAGGGGGUUCAUUAUGUGCACGUUAAAGAUGGUUCCACAAGCCAUUAUGGAUUUCACAGAAGCCAUUGAGUUGGAUGGAAGUCAUCUGAAAGCACACCUUUUCAGGGCGAAGUGUUACCUCGCAAUUGGACAAUAUGAGAAAGCCAGUAAAGCAUAUUAUGAAAUCUUCGCCAUGACUGGCAUACCAGAGUAUUAUCGAUUAUCUGAAGAAGCAUACAAUGCGAAGUGUAACCUCCGUUUUGCCCUCUUUACGCUAUCGCUGACUGAAGAUUGUUCAGUCUUGGACGUGAAGAAAGCCUUUCGUAGGGAGGCGCGACUGCAUCACCCAGAUCGCCAUGCGGGGGCCAGUAAUAAGAUACAAGAAAGAGAAGAGGAAACAUUCAAGCAGGUACAACGAGCCCGUCAAUUUCUCCUUGAUUUUCUGAAGAGGAAGAAUCGUUUCAACAAUCACCAAGUGUGGUUUUCAAACACAGAUUAUUUUGAGCUCUGAAUAAGCUCAAUUAAUCCAAGAUCAACCAAUUUCAAGAACAACACUGACAGUGGGUACUAAGCAAAAAACGUUAUGAUUUUAUCUCUUUUUUAUCAUACUUAUGCACAUGAGACUAACAUCUAUCUCACUAGUACCUCCUGAUUUAUAUACGCAGGUCGCACCCACUCAUAACAAACAUAUAAAUAAUCUACAUAAAUUAAAUAAUUCUAAUGCUUGUGGCAAGCAAUUAUUUUAUUGUAUUGUACAACGUAACUGCAUGUUUUAGUGGUUAAAUAUGGCAAAUUAAAGCCGUUAAAUUAAUAAUUAUUUAAAUUAAAUCUUAGUAUUGGUAAAUAGACAAUAGUGCACAGAGAUGGGGCGUAGCUUGGGUGGAGUUGAAGGUAUUUUUUUGCCAAGGUUCUUUGCAAAGUAUGUAAAGUAUGAGCCAGGUGCACAGGACCACCUAAAAACUUUUUAUCUUUGAAAACAAAUACAUGAAACAGUGGUUGUCAAAUAGUGCAGUUAAUGUACUUUUCCUGGCAUUUUUCAUGUUUGCGCUACAAAAAUAAAUAAAUACAACAUUGAAAGGGUGUCCCAUCCCCCACCCCAUAGUUA